Molecule: messenger RNA, 1635 nt
Organism: Zeugodacus cucurbitae (melon fly)
Lineage: Eukaryota; Metazoa; Arthropoda; Insecta; Diptera; Tephritidae
Exons: 2
Coding region: 143-1201 (352 amino acids)
Source: RefSeq, a predicted model, not a curated record
CAGUGGCUAUCUCUUUUCAACAUUCAAUAAGAAAGACUGCACUGGAAACCAAAUUAGUUUUGUUGGUUCUGCAUUCAGUAGAGGAAUUUAUGUUGUUUAUUGGUUUAUAAAUGCGCGCUUAAUUUUAUUUAAAUAUUUCGAAAUGGAUCCAAAUAAUAUGCUCUUCCGAUUGGAAGAGCUUACUGCUGAAAAAUUGUACGAGGAAUACGGCAUAAGCAAAGAACAACGUAUGAAAAAUCCGGGAUUGUAUAAAAUGUUCGUCGAAGAUUUUAUACCUACACGUGAAGAUCUCGAGCGUAAAAUUGAUGAAGAAAAGCUGAAAGAACUGUGUCUACGUUUACCAUGUCGCGUUUUAAUGCAUCGUUGGAAUCCUGUACAAGACUUUGUCAAUCAAUUCACACGUCAAGGACGCAUUCAACGUUGGACCAAAGAAAAAACACAAAAACUACUUGUAAAAGCGGUAAAUCGACAUAGAAAUGUGUGCUUAUACAGUGAUGAUGAAAUACGCAAAGAACGCGAGAGAGAAUGGUGUGAAAGAAAAAAAGAAAAUUUAAUGCUUUUAGAUGUUUGGGAAUACGACCGACAGCUGGAGUUGCAAAAUGAGCAAUCCGAAGAAGAACAACGCAGCAAUUGUAAUACUGAGAAUAACAAUACAACUGAAAGUGCAACCACUGCAGAUGACACCAAAGAAAAUGCACAAACUAAUGAAGUUGCUACAGCUUCAGCUAUACACAAUAUAGAGGCUGAAAUGGCGCAGUUGCAUGGUUCACCAGCACUACAAUCGACGCCUUCAGACAUGCAGACAACAACAAUAACACCUUCAGACCUGCAGACAACAACAAUAACACCUUCAGAUACUAUGCUUAUACCGCCACUUAGUCCAACUACAAAUUUAAAUCCAGCAGAUUACACAACCAACAAUAUUUUGCCACAAAGUCAAGUGCAACCUAUUUCGCUACCCAGCACGCAAAAUACCGAAGAGCUUGCUGGUAGAGAAUAUGUGGAAAUGGUGCAACAAAUUGGUGUUAAUGAACCACCUAGAUUAGAAGAUUUUAUUAAUGUUAAUACGGAGUCAAUGCCAUUAGAAGAUUCAACAACAAUUGGUUCAGAAGACGUAUUUGACGGUGAAUGCACGCCACCAUAUUAUGAAUUCAACACACAUGUUUCAAUGACAUCAACACAAUCGCCGACUGCUAAGUAAUUUGUUAUGUGUACCUAAUAUAUAUAAUGUUUAAGUUUGAAAUGAAUUAUUUUUAUGUUUGUGAAAUGGAAUGGACAAGAAAAACAACAAAAAAAUAAAAAUUUAAAUGUGCUUGUUUAAAAGUAAAGCUGUUAUGUUUUUGAAAGUGUGAAUUGCAAGCAGCGCUGCGUAUAGUACACAGAUUAUAUAUUUCACAUGUAGGCAGAAUAAAAACACAAUUUUGUAAACUUGUUCCGAAAAAGGUUAACUUUUAUUAAUACAUGAGUAUUACGGUUUGCUGCUCGUAAUUAAUAGUCGUGGGGAGGGGAAACAGCAUUUCUUUUUGUUAAACAAUAUGUAGCUGCAUAACGCAUAACAGAAUAAACGAAUUUCAUUUUAACUUAAAUUAUACAUUUUCUAUAGAUGUAUAUAAGCAUUCGCUAUUACAAUUAGUU